Molecule: messenger RNA, 1389 nt
Organism: Sclerotinia borealis F-4128
Lineage: Eukaryota; Fungi; Ascomycota; Leotiomycetes; Helotiales; Sclerotiniaceae
Source: the annotation of a GenBank genome assembly
AUGAUCAAAGUAAACUACAAGACCCAGUUAAAACCCUCACAUCCCAUCGAAUCAGCUCAACCAAUAACGGCAGAUCAAUUUCUGGAACUGGAAGAGCGGCAACGGACUCGGUUCAAUGGAAAAGAUGGUGGACUGGCGAGAAUCAAGACGGGAUGUCUGGAAAUUGAUGACUAUGUUCUUUGUGGUAGUAAAGAAGAAUUGAAUGGAGGCUUCGAAAGGGGUAUUGUGGUGGGUUUGAGUGCUACCGAUGGGGAUGAAUCAAUAGGUAGUAGACUAAUAUCUCUCAAUCUUAUAGCCUCUGUUCUCCUCCAACAUGUCGAUUCAGCAAAUGCUAUACGGGACCCCCAAGAUGAAUCAAGAAACGUAAUGAAGCCAAAGGUUGUGGUGAUCGACGCAACCGGCUCUUUUAGCCUUCCUCUCCUAGCCAAAGGUUUGAGAUCAAGACUUCUUCAAGUGAGGCACAAAACGAGAAGUAAGGACAACACAAGUGGAAAUCUCGAGAAUGACCUCAAUCUAGACAGGAUCACCGAACUUGAGAUACAAACUGAUAUGAAUGCAAUGCUGGAACUGGUUGCGAUUAGUAGAGUCUUCGAUAUAGAAGGAUUGUGGGAAGUAUUGGGUGAGAUAGGCAGAACAGACGGCCGGUCCAAUGAGGGAGAUAAUCAAGAAACCUCAAACAACCAUCCAUCACGGGAGGGCAAAUUUGUUGAAAAGCAAGCAGAGUUGUUGCACAAAAUACCAGAUGAGAUAGGUGAUAGCGAAGAGGAAGAUAUUAAUAUGUCGACGCCAUCGCCGGUCAAGCUCGUAGCGUCAAAAACAAGUGAGGUAGAAACCAGUCCAGAAAUAUUGAUCAUAGACAACAUGCAUUAUUUAAUCUCCCACCUGUUUACACAUUCCGAAAAAUCUUCCGCUCACAGUCUUCUCUCUUUGCUCUCACGAACCCUACACACCCUAACCCAUACCCAAAACAUCCUCACCAUUCUCCACAACUCUACUAUAUCGACCAAAACUAACUACACAAAACCCGGUACUCGACAAUCUCCACCUCCACCUCCAGCUCUCCAAUCUAUCUUUACCUCCACAGCCCAAAAGCCAUCACUAGGACGAAUAUUCGACGAGUUUCUAGAUCUUCAUAUCAUGAUCUCGAGAGUCCCAAAAUCAAGAGUGGAUGCCGAAGUUCUCUAUGGCCAAGAUGACAGCUUCCAGAAUAACGAAAUCAGUUAUUGCCUUGUGUUUGAAGUUUUGAGGGAUGAGUGUCCUGUUUUGGGCAGAGAUAGGGAUUUGGGCAGGCGUUUCGGAGAUAGAGAGCAGAGAUGGGGUCUUUUCGAGAUUGGUGCUGAGGGUACGAAGUUGGUUGAUGCAUUCAGGGGUGGGGUUCUGGGGGCAUGA